Aedes albopictus (Asian tiger mosquito) is the source of this 2114-nucleotide messenger RNA. RefSeq names its product cyclin-dependent kinase 8. The record is from RefSeq and is a predicted model, not a curated record. Gene Ontology annotation, cellular component: nucleus. The coding region runs from base 247 to 1791 and encodes 514 amino acids. Lineage: Eukaryota; Metazoa; Arthropoda; Insecta; Diptera; Culicidae. The transcript has 7 exons. Gene Ontology annotation, biological process: protein phosphorylation. Gene Ontology annotation, molecular function: ATP binding; protein serine/threonine kinase activity.
GUUAAAAAUUGUUUACAGUUACCUUUGCAGAAGAUCCGCGCAAAAAUAAUCACAACAGCGAUAGUUUUUCGUAAAUUUUGCAAAGUUUUCCACUUUUUCGUUCAUUUAGUUCAGUCCCUCAGUUGUGGGAAGCGACUAGCCGCACGUACAGCCAUCGGUCAUACAUAUUUGUGUGAUCGCCAGUGAAAAACUCCCCGCCGAAAAAAAAAAACAGUUCGCUUCCCCCUUCGCUGCUGCCGCUGAGCUAUGAGCAACGCUGUUAUGAUGGAUUACGAGUUCAAAAUGAAGACUCAGCAGGAACGGGCCAAGGUGGAGGAUUUGUUCGAGUACGAAGGCUGCAAGGUGGGCCGGGGAACGUACGGUCACGUCUACAAGGCGCACCGCAAGGAAAGCAACGACACCAAGGACUACGCGUUGAAGCAGAUCGAGGGGACGGGACUGUCAAUGUCGGCUUGUCGGGAGAUUGCGUUACUGCGAGAGCUGAAGCAUCCCAACGUGAUCAACCUGAUUAGGGUGUUCCUAUCGCAUACGGAUCGGAAGGUGUGGCUACUGUUCGAUUACGCCGAGCAUGAUCUGUGGCACAUUAUAAAAUUUCAUCGGGCGGCAAAGGCUACCAAAAAGCCAGUUAUGGUACCGAAAGGAAUGGUCAAAAGUUUGCUCUAUCAGAUAUUGGAUGGCAUUCAUUAUUUGCACAGCAAUUGGGUUUUACAUAGAGAUCUGAAACCUGCCAAUAUUCUAGUGAUGGGAGAAGGAAACGAGCGAGGUCGUGUCAAAAUCGCUGACAUGGGCUUUGCUCGGUUAUUCAACGCUCCGCUGAAGCCACUGGCAGAUCUUGACCCUGUCGUGGUAACGUUCUGGUAUCGUGCACCGGAGCUGCUUCUCGGAGCUCGGCAUUACACAAAAGCAAUCGAUAUCUGGGCCAUCGGGUGCAUCUUUGCGGAAUUGCUGACCUCGGAACCGAUAUUCCACUGCCGACAGGAAGAUAUUAAAACGAGUAAUCCGUAUCAUCAUGACCAGCUCGAUAGGAUCUUCAAUGUGAUGGGCUUCCCUCAGGACAAGGAUUGGGAAGAUAUCCGAAAAAUGCCCGAACACCACACUCUGACUAAGGACUUCAAGCGUUCUAAUUACGCCAACUGUUCACUGGUGAAGUACAUGGAGCGUCAUAAGAUUAAGCCAGAUAGCAAGGCAUUCCACUUGCUGCAGAAACUUCUACUGAUGGACCCAAAUAAGCGCAUCACUUCGGAGCAGGCCAUGCAGGACCCCUACUUUUCGGAGGAUCCCAUGCCAACGGCGGACGUCUUCGCAGGAUGCCCAAUCCCCUAUCCGAAACGCGAAUUCUUGACUGACGAGGAUCAGGACGACAAGGGCGAAAGCAAACGACAGCAACAACAGCAGCAGCAGCAACAGCAAGCAAAUCAACAAGCUCAGCAAAAUCAGCAACAACAGGCAAAUCAUCAGAACCAGCAGCAAAAUCAACAACAGCAAGCAAACCAACAAAACCAGCAAUCCCAACAGCAGCAACAACAACAACAGCAGAUGCAACAGCAGCAGCAACAACAGGCUCAGUCCAGUGGUAUGGAUCACAGUGCCGCCAAACGGGUACGAAUGUCUGGCCCGAACGGUCAGCCGGGCAACGGUAUGAACCAGCAGGACUACCAAGUUCAGCAGGCUCAGCAAGCUGCAGCAGCUGCUGCCGCUGCUCAACAGCAGCAGCAGCAGCAACAACAACAGCAGCAGCAGCAAAUGAUGUUCAACAAUCCCCAGCAGGGUGGAUUCCAGCAGCGGUAUUGAGUCUCGUUGUGUGUCGUAUAUUAGAAUAAUCUAGGUAAGUCAACGUGUAUUUGCAACUAAUAAUGAGCAUAAUCCAUACAAACAACUAUGCAGAAUGUAAAGUAGUUCACUUAGAAAAAUAUUGGGAACCCUCCUAGCUGAUUUCCGUUUUGAUAAGUUGGUAGGAUGGAUUAAACGCCACUCCCGAACGAGACCAUCUGUUAAGUGCAGGAUUGUCCGACCGUUGAAACCUAUCAGAGAAUUAAGGUUCCGUUUUUCUUUUCUGGUUCGCAUGCAAAAGGGCCUGGGCCUGCCACUAAGUGACGACAAUGAUGGGUGUUAUA